Messenger RNA from Penicillium malachiteum, 1902 nucleotides. RefSeq names its product putative FAD monooxygenase. The record is from RefSeq and is a predicted model, not a curated record. The coding region runs from base 1 to 1902 and encodes 633 amino acids. Gene Ontology annotation, molecular function: FAD binding. The transcript has 2 exons. NCBI's taxonomy places the organism in Eukaryota, Fungi, Ascomycota, Eurotiomycetes, Eurotiales, Aspergillaceae.
AUGGCGCAGGAAACAUAUGAUAUCGUUAUCGUCGGCGCUGGCCCAGUCGGUCUGCUGCUGUCCCUUUGCAUGUCGCGAUGGGGUUACAAGGUCAAGCACAUCGACAACCGCCCCGUGCCGACCGCCACCGGUCGCGCUGAUGGUAUUCAGCCCCGUUCCACCGAGAUUCUGCGCAACUUGGGUCUGAAGCGCGCGAUCAUGGCCUACGAGCCCGCUAAGGUCUAUGAUGUCGCUUUCUGGGACCCCAAGUCUGAUGGAACCGGUAUUGGCCGCACUGGUAGCUGGCCCAGCUGCCCUCGCUUUAUCGACACUCGCUACCCUUUCACCACUCUGGUUCACCAGGGUAAGAUUGAGCGCGUGUUCUUGGAUGAGAUUGAGAAGACUGGCAACCGCGUGGAGCGUCCCUGGACCAUUACUGGUUUCAAGAAUGACGGUGCCAACGCCGAGUACCCUGUCGAGGUUAACCUGAAGUGUCUGGAUACCAACGUCAUCGAGACCGUUCGCUCCAAGUACCUCUUCAGUGGUGAGGGUGCCCGCAGCUUCGUUCGUGAGCAGCUCGGAAUCAAGAUUCACCACAAGGACCCUAUCGCCUACGUCUGGGGUGUCAUGGAUGGUGUUGUCCGCACCAACUUCCCCGAUAUUGAGACCAAGUGCACCAUUCACUCCGAUGCUGGCUCAAUUAUGGUUAUUCCCCGCGAGGAUAACAUGGUUCGUCUCUAUGUCCAGAUCGCCUCGUCUACCGAUGCCGACUGGAACCCCCGCAAGACCGCCACCGCCGAGGAGGUCCAAGAGCAUGCGAAGAAGAUUCUCCAGCCCUACUGGAUUGAGUGGGAUCGCGUUGAGUGGUACUCUGUGUACCCUAUUGGCCAGGGUAUUGCUGAGCAGUACACCCUGGAUGAGCGUGUCUUCAUGGGUGGCGACGCCUGCCACACUCACAGCCCCAAGGCCGGUCAGGGUAUGAACACUGCCUUCCACGAUGCCUUGAACAUGGCCUGGAAGCUCCAUGCUGUUGAGAGUGGAUUCGCCGACCGCUCCAUCUUGAGCACCUACGAGAGCGAGCGCAAGGACAUCGCCGAGACCCUGCUUAACUUUGACGCUAAAUACGCCGCUUUGUUCUCCAAGCGCCGCCCUAACGCCAGCGAGGUCUCUGCUAGCAAGGCUGUCAGCUCUGAGGCUGACGCUGAGGAGGAUGAGUUUGUGAAGACCUUCAAGUCAUCUUGCGAGUUCACCAGUGGAUACGGAGUUGCCUACAAGCCCAAUGUCUUCAACUGGGAUGCUAGCCACCCCGCCAAGUCGGCUCUGUUCGACAUCCCUGGUGUUAAGUUGACUCCUGGUCGUGCUUUCACUCCUACUAUGGUGACUCGUCUUGCCGACUCCAACUUUGUUGAGCUUGAGCAGGAAGUCCCCGUCAAUGGAUCAUUCCGCAUCUAUGUCUUCGCUGGUAACCAGAAGACCACCAAGAAGGCCAUUGCCGACCUUGCCGCCAACCUCGAGAAGGAGCGCUCUUUCCUCUCAGUCUACCGUCGCUCCGACAUCGCUGAUGUCUCCUUCUUCGAGCGUCACAACCCUCACUCUAAGCUCUUCACCAUCUCCGUCAUCUACGCUGCCACCAAGAACGAGCUCGAUGUCGAGUCCAUUCCUCAGGUUCUCCGGGACUACCACCACCACCUCUACGCUGAUGACAUCCCCGAUGUCCGUGUCCCCAACGCCAAGUACUCUGCCCACGAGAAGCUUGGUUUCGACGCUGAGAAGGGUGGUAUUGUCAUUACUCGCCCUGACAGCCACGUUGCCUGCACCAUCCAGCUGGUGGAGGGUUCUGGCACCGCUGAUGCUCUGAAUGAGUACUUCAAUGCCUUCUCUAGCAAGUCUCUGGGCCAGGACUCUCAGCAGAGCCGCCUGUAA